Molecule: messenger RNA, 1618 nt
Organism: Ochotona curzoniae (black-lipped pika)
Lineage: Eukaryota; Metazoa; Chordata; Mammalia; Lagomorpha; Ochotonidae
Gene: USP12
Product: ubiquitin specific peptidase 12
Exons: 9
Coding region: 352-1464 (370 amino acids)
Biological process (GO): protein deubiquitination
Cellular component (GO): nucleus; cytosol
Molecular function (GO): cysteine-type endopeptidase activity; cysteine-type deubiquitinase activity
Source: RefSeq, a predicted model, not a curated record
AUUAGGGCCUCGGCGGAGCCCGCUGCCCGGGCGAGCGCGCUGGGCGGGGUGUGCGGCGGGAGGCUCGGCGGGCAGGCGCGGGCCCGGAGGCAGCGGCUGCGCCCUGCGCCGGGGCGGAGCCGGGGGCGGGCGGGCGGCCGGCAGGCGGGGGCUGGGGCCCGAGGCCGGGAGUGCCUGAGCGCCGGCGGCGACGACGGCUCCGGGCGGCCCGGCGAGGCUCGGUGCGUGGGUCCGCGGCGGCUCGGGGUCCGCCCGCGCGGGCUGCGGUGCGAGCGGGCGGCCCGGCUUCCCUUCUCCCCCGCCCGCCGCCGCCGCCGCCGCUGUGAUUGGGUGGAAGAUGGCGCUGGGCGGAUGGAAAUCCUAAUGACAGUCUCCAAAUUCGCCUCCAUCUGUACCAUGGGCGCCAAUGCCUCGGCAUUAGAGAAAGAGAUUGGCCCAGAACAGUUUCCCGUCAACGAGCACUAUUUUGGAUUAGUCAAUUUUGGGAAUACCUGCUACUGCAAUUCAGUUCUUCAAGCACUUUAUUUCUGUCGUCCGUUCCGGGAGAAGGUCCUAGCCUACAAGAGUCAGCCUCGGAAGAAGGAGAGCCUGCUCACGUGCUUAGCAGACCUCUUCCACAGCAUCGCGACCCAGAAGAAGAAGGUUGGAGUCAUCCCUCCCAAGAAGUUCAUAACAAGAUUACGAAAGGAAAAUGAGCUUUUUGACAACUACAUGCAACAAGAUGCCCAUGAAUUCUUAAAUUACCUGCUAAAUACAAUUGCUGACAUUUUACAAGAAGAGAGAAAGCAGGAAAAACAAAAUGGUCGCUUACCUAAUGGUAAUAUUGACAGUGAAAAUAACAACAGCACACCAGACCCGACGUGGGUUCAUGAGAUUUUUCAGGGAACAUUAACUAACGAAACCAGAUGUCUUACUUGUGAAACUAUAAGCAGCAAAGAUGAAGAUUUUUUAGAUCUUUCUGUUGACGUGGAACAAAACACAUCAAUUACUCACUGCCUAAGGGGUUUUAGCAACACGGAAACCCUAUGCAGUGAAUAUAAAUAUUACUGUGAAGAGUGUCGCAGCAAGCAGGAAGCACACAAACGGAUGAAAGUUAAAAAACUGCCCAUGAUUUUAGCCCUACACCUAAAGAGAUUUAAGUAUAUGGAUCAACUUCAUCGAUACACCAAACUUUCUUAUCGGGUAGUUUUUCCUUUAGAACUUCGUCUGUUCAACACGUCGGGCGAUGCAACCAAUCCUGACAGGAUGUACGACCUUGUCGCUGUUGUGGUUCACUGUGGCAGUGGUCCCAAUCGAGGCCAUUAUAUUGCAAUAGUCAAGAGUCAUGAUUUCUGGUUGUUGUUCGAUGACGACAUUGUAGAAAAAAUAGAUGCACAAGCUAUUGAAGAAUUCUACGGGUUGACAUCAGAUAUUUCCAAGAACUCUGAGUCUGGUUACAUCCUUUUCUACCAGUCCCGGGACUGAGGGAAGCCGUGACGAAGAGACACUUCUGCCUCAUUUCUUCUCUGGUUGUGUCGGAAAGGAUCAAGCACUGAUUUUUCAAGAAAAGAGAAAUGCAGGAAGCUCAGGGGGCAGUAGCACACUUUGCACACGAAUAAAGCAAAGACUGGAUUCACAA